AUGUCAGGUUUCGGUUUGCCGGCAUUAGAGAGCCCUGCUAUCAGUCCCAGCAUGUCCUUUGCGAAUACGCUUACCCUACAAAGCCAGGUCACAUUGAAUACAGGUUAUCAAAUGCCAUUGUUGGGAUUUGGGACGGUGGGACUAGGGAACGCCGAAGAGGCCUGUAGUGAAGCGAUCAAGAUUGGCUACCGCCAUCUUGACUCAGCAAUUUUUUAUCGAAACGAAUAUGCCGUGGCCCAAGCUGCAGAGAAAUGUGAAAGUGGAUGGGAUUCCAUAUUCCUGACUACUAAGAUACCAUCGUCUGAAAAUGGUGAAAAGUCAUUAGAACGUUCGCUCAGUCAUACUUCUGGGAAACCUUGGGAUUUAGUUCUACUGCACGAACCGCUGGGUGGACGCCGGGCGCGACACGAGGCUUAUAAGGUGCUAGCUGAGGCUCAGAAGAAUGGAAAGGUAAAAUCAAUUGGCGUUUCUAAUUUUAGCGAGCGUCAUCUGAAAGAAUUGGAAGAAGCAAAUGUGGGACCAAUCCCAGCGGUUAAUCAAGGACAGCGCAUGUCAGAUGAAACAGUGUCAAAGAUUGCCACCAAAGUGAACAAGACCGUAGCUCAAGUUCUGUUGCGCUGGUCACUUCAGAAGGGCUUUGUGCCAUUACCAAAGUCAACUAAGCCCAAUCAUAUGAAAGAUAAUGCCAACAUAUUUGACUUUGAAUUGAGUGAUCAUGACAUGAAAGAGUUGGACAAUCUUGAAAUGGGUAAAGAAGGUUCUGUUGCUUGGACUGCUCAGUGCCUAGAGGCAGAAUAG
Messenger RNA from Puccinia triticina, 798 nucleotides. RefSeq lists its product as uncharacterized. Bases 1 to 798 code for a protein of 265 amino acids. The record is from RefSeq and is a predicted model, not a curated record. Lineage: Eukaryota; Fungi; Basidiomycota; Pucciniomycetes; Pucciniales; Pucciniaceae. Gene Ontology annotation, molecular function: oxidoreductase activity. The transcript has 6 exons.